CUAAAUCUCUACUCUAGCCUCAGCUUUUCACACUCCAUAUUAUUCAUGGUGCGUAACGUAGCGUAGUAAUGAGUAUUAUAUACUGUGUCUACCUCCACUUUGGUAAAACCAUUCCUGACUCACAAUACAAUUUGGACUUAAGCUAAUCUUAACAAGAGACUCUCACAAAGACCUGGGAGUGACCAUCCAAAAUAGUCUCUCCUGGGACAAACAUUAUCAACAACCUAUGUUCGAAGGCCUACAGCUGUUUGUACCUCAAACACUCAAUGCUCUCAUGAUCUCCACAAAAAGAAUGAAUUCUAUUCUAUUUCUAUGCAAUGUUUGAGUAUGGCAAAAGAACUGGGUGCACAGCCUAACAGGAGGAACAACGUUAUCACAACUCUUUCUGGACCCAAGUACAAGAAAACGUUUGACAUGGGGAAAGAUGUGUCUGUACAAGGAGAUUCUACAAUACUACUGUUUCUUGCUGGACCCAAGUUACAAGGCUAACACGUAAUUAUUAUGUAGGCCAACAAUCCUUGGCAAGUAAGCUGCUCUGGCCUGUAAUUAAUGUUGUAAGCCAAUAAGCUGUAAAUGGGAUACAAGGCUUCUAAGUCUGUGACCCCUGCACUGAGGCGUUUUGCGUUUGCAGAGUGUAUAGCUCUUGUGCCCAUGCACAGCAUUUUACGUAAAGUUGGUAAAGGGUGUGAGUACAAAAAACAAAUAAUGCAAUGUUAUAGCGGUAAAGUACAUAAUUCGGUAUAGAGCUUAGGGGACAGGCACGCCCAUCUAUAUAGAGCUAGAGAGUAUAAAAACGUUGAGAAGGUCCCUAUUUAUUUAUGAGCUAUUAUCAAUAUUAUAAACAUGGAUGAGUUAGAGGGAGCCAAGGAAAGCAUCUCAUUCUAUGUGAAUGGAGGAAAGGUGAUUGUGGAGAGUCCGGACCCGGAGACUACUCUACUGUACUUCCUAAGGACUCAGCUUCGCCUAACAGGUACUAAGCUUGGGUGUGGAGAGGGUGGUUGUGGUGCCUGUACAGUAAUGCUAUCCUGGUGUCAGGGGGGCCUGGUUACACAUGCUGCUGUCAACGCUUGUCUUGCCCCUCUCUGUUCUGUGGAUGGGAUGGCAGUCACUACGGUGGAGGGGAUAGGUAGUUCCCGCGGUAUCCUUCAUCCUAUCCAGGAGCGUAUAGCGCGUGCCCACGGGUCACAGUGUGGUUUUUGCACCCCCGGGUUUGUCAUGUCCAUGUACACUCUCCUCAGGAACACCCAUGCCCCCUCAGAGAAGCAGAUUGAGGGAGCAUUCAAAGGCAAUCUGUGCAGGUGUACUGGAUACAGGCCCAUCCUAGAGGGAUUCAAGACCUUCUCACAGACUGGCUGCUGUGGAGGUGCUACCAAAUGCUGUAUGGAUGUCAAAGGCACUGAUGGAAUCAAGACGAUCAAAGGUCCUUCUGUCCUCUUUGAUGCCUCCAAGUUCCGACCCCUUGACCCUACCCAGGAGCCCACUUUUCCCCCGGCACUUAGGGCGGAGCCUCUCAUCCCAUUGGCUAUCAAAGGGCCGAGGGUAUCAUGGUAUCGACCUCUGACCUUGGACCAGUUGCUAGUGUUGAGAGCAAAGUUCCCUCAGAGCAAGUUGGUCAUUGGAAACACUGAGAUAGGUGUGGAGGUUAAGUAUAAGGGAGCCUUCUACGAUACCCUCAUCAGCUGCUCUCGAGUACCUGAGCUCAACAAGAUGACGGUCACUGAUGAGGGACUAACAGUGGGAGCAUCUGUAACACUCAGCCGACUAGAGAAGCAACUCAAGCAUCAAGUGGAGUCUCUGCCAGAGUACAAGACGAGGACCUUCUCUGCUCUCCUGGAGAUGCUGCGAUGGUUUGCAGGACAACAGAUCAGGAAUGUGUCGGGUAUAGGGGGAAACAUAUGCAAUGCUAGUCCAAUCUCAGACCUCAAUCCAACUCUGCUAGCAGCUGGAGUGAAGCUCACUAUAGCAACCAAAGGUAUGCAAGCUAUUGAUGCUUCUAUAUUGUACAGUUACAUUGUUUGUAUAUACUAUUUGUCAGUAGUAGCUCCUUUGACCACUACAGAUGCUAACAGGGUGAUUGUGAUUUACCCCAGCUUCUUCACUGGCUACAAGAAAACAGCCAUUAAGCCAGGGGAAAUACUACUAUCAAUCCUCAUCCCCUAUACCAAAGAGUAUGAGUUUGUGUUGAGUUACAAGCAAGCUAGGAGGAGGGAGGAUGACAUUGCCAUCGUCAACGCUGGUCUCAGAGUCGUCUUAGCACCACCAGCAGGUGAUUCUGACUGGACGGUUGAAGACUGUUGCCUUAGUUAUGGAGGUAUGAGUUACAUAACUACGGUGGCCAAGAAGACGCAAGCUUAUCUCAUUGGAAAGCCAUGGUGUGAGUCUACACUAGAGGCAGUGUGUCCACUACUCCUGGAGGAUCUGCCCCUCCCUCCUGAUGUACCCGGGGGCAUGCCAGACUACAGGCGCUCUCUUGUCACCUCCUUCUUUUACAAGUUCUACCUUACCGUUCUCUCUCGUUUGAGGAGUGAGCCCCUGCCCCAGGAUCUCAUUAGUGCCACAAGGGUGUUUGAGAGACCACCAGUGCAAAGUUGUCAAGGGUUUCAGAGUGUUUCAGAUGAGCAGCUACCAGAGGAUAGUGUGGGCCGUCCCAUGAUGCACCUCUCCGCUCUACAGCAGGCGUCCGGGGAGGCAAGAUACAUGGACGACAUCCCCCCCACAGAGGGGGAGCUGUACGCUGGCCUCGUCCUCAGCACACACGCUCACGCUAACAUCACCGUCGACUGGAGUGAAGCCAUAAAGCUGCCAGGGGUCAAAGGAUAUGUGGGUGUGACAGAUAUUCCAGGAAGUAAUGCUACAGGGCCGUGCUUGGACGAGGUGGUGUUUGCCGAUGGCAAGGUGAAUCUGAUUGGUCAAAUAAUUGGACUAAUAGUUGCCGAGAGUCAGCCCCUGGCCCAACGAGCGUCUAAACUAGUCAACGUCACCUACCAAGACCUCUCCUCUGUCAUCUCCAUCGAGGAUGCUAUAGCUGUCGAGUCGUACUAUCCCACAGUGCUUAGGCUGGAAUCAGGUGAUGUAGACUCCGGCUUCUCUGACUCGGACCAGUGUUUGGAGGGAAUGGUGCGUGUGGGCGGGCAAGACCACUUCUACCUAGAGACCCAGGGCUGUCGUGUUGUACCCAAGGGAGAGAAUGGAGAGAUGGAGAUUGUAUCCUCUACACAAGGAGUGGAAGCCACACAGAGGUGCGCUGCUAGGGCUUUGGACGUACCCUAUAAUCGGAUUGUUGCCAAGGUAAAGCGUAUUGGAGGUGGCUUCGGAGGUAAAGAGACACGAUCCUGUUAUCUAUCAACCGCUGUUACCGUGGCAGCUAACAAAUACCAAGUUCCAGUGAGGAUCAUGUUGGAUCGGAAUGAAGACAUGAUCUCGUCGGGUGGCAGACAUCCAUUCCUGGCUAAGUACAAGGUUGGGUUCACCUCUACCGGGAGAUUUACCUCUAUUGACUUCCAGUUUUACUCCAACGCUGGCUACGGACAAGACCUCUCAAUCGCAGUUUUGGAAAAAAUUCUAACUCACUGUGACAACGCGUACAAUAUUCCUAACUUCCGAGCGGUUGCUAGGGCUUGUCGUACGCACAUUGCUCCCAACACAGCGUUCCGUGGCUUUGGAGGGCCUCAGGGGAUGAUUAUAAUGGAGCAAGUAGUAUCUCAUGUGGCGAGCGUACUGAGCAUACCCAGUGAAGCUGUGAGAGAGCUGAACAUGUAUCGUGAUGGUGACCUCACGCCCUGGGGGCAAGUACAGGCACAGUGCUCUGUGAGGAGAUGUUGGGAUCAACUCAAGCCCGUGUUUGAAGAGAGGAAGAGUGCAGCUGUAGAAUUCAACAAAACAAACCGCUGGUGUAAAAGGGGCGUGUCACUGGUGCCCACUAAGUUCGGGAUAUCGUUUGGUGUCACGUUCAUGAGUCAGGGUGGUGCUCUCCUGCACGUGUACACUGACGGCUCUGUCCUCCUCACUCACGGAGGGAUGGAGAUGGGACAAGGGCUACACACCAAGAUGGUGCAGGUGUGUGCUCGUUGCCUUGGUGUUCCCCCUGAGGCCGUGUUCAUCUCAGAGACCUCCACUGAUACGGUCCCCAACUCCAUCCCCACAGCUGCCUCCAUGUCCACUGACCUGUAUGGCAUGGCCGUAAAGGAUUGCUGUGAUCAGAUUAUGGCCCGCCUCAAGCCUGUGAUGGAUGAAGACCCAGAGGGGGGGUGGGCAAGGUGGAUACAGAGUGCAUACCAUCGUCGUAUCAACCUCUCUGUACAAGGUUUCUACGCUACCCCAGGGCUUGACUUUGACUGGGAGAAAGGGCGUGGUAAUAUGUUCGCUUACUUCUCGUAUGGAGCAGCUGUAGCGGAGGUGGAGGUGGACACUCUGACUGGAGACUUCACCGUGUUGAGGACUGACAUUGUCAUGGACGUAGGAGAUAGCAUCAACCCUGCCAUCGAUAUUGGGCAGGUGGAGGGUGCGUUUACACAGGGCCUUGGUCUGGUGACCCUGGAGCAGUGUGUGUAUCUGGAGGGGAACCAGAGGACCCAGCGAGGGACCACCUUCACUACUGGACCGGGUACCUACAAGAUUCCCUCUGUGUCUGAUGUGCCUGUGGUGUUCAAUGUUAGUCUGUUAGACAGGACGCCCAACCCCCGGGCUAUCUUCUCAUCCAAGGCUGUUGGUGAGCCUCCACUGUUCCUGGCAGCCAGUGUGUUGUUCGCCCUGAGGGAGGCCAUCACUGCUGCACGAGCUGAGAGUGGAGUGAGUGGCUACUAUCGACUGGACAGCCCCGCCACCUGCGAGAGGAUACGCAUGGCCUGUCAGGACAAGUUCACUCAGCAGGUGUGUGUUGUUGUGGACCCUAGUGCAAAAAGCUGGACUGUUGAAGCAUAGACGUUGACUCUAGACCUAUUUUAGAGUUUCAUGCAUGUUAAAUAAUUAUUACAUAUCUCGCGAGCAGCCCGACGUCAGAGAGAUAGAAGGACGUCUAGUAGAGGUCACUUUCACAUGAUGUGACAUGAUAUCAUUGUUACCUAUCAA
Halichondria panicea is the source of this 5067-nucleotide messenger RNA. RefSeq names its product xanthine dehydrogenase/oxidase-like. Lineage: Eukaryota; Metazoa; Porifera; Demospongiae; Suberitida; Halichondriidae. The coding region runs from base 844 to 4920 and encodes 1358 amino acids. Gene Ontology annotation, molecular function: 2 iron, 2 sulfur cluster binding; FAD binding; xanthine dehydrogenase activity. The record is from RefSeq and is a predicted model, not a curated record. The transcript has 26 exons.